UGUCUAUCUAUCUAUCUCUCUAUCUAUCGUCUCUGUUCUAAUUCUCGUCUAUUUCUUUCUCCCCGAAACCCUAAUUUCAGUCUCUCUGGAUAAUUAUAUUUUAUAUGAACAGAAGCUGAAUUUCAUUCCUUAGUUUCAAAUUCGGUGUGCGAAUGGAGUCUAGGGCUCGAAAAAGUCCAUGACCAAGCUUUAAUGGCCUUUAGCUGUUGUAAUUUUGGAAGAUGUCCGUUCCAGAGCUGAAAGAGCGCCACAUGGCUGCUACGGAGACCGUGAAUGAUCUCAGAGAACGUUUGAAGCAGAAGCGUCUUCAUCUUCUCGACACUGAUGUGUCGGGGUACGCGAGGUCUCAAGGGAAAAUUCCGGUUAGCUUCGGCCCGACGGAUCUAGUUUGUUGCAGGACUUUGCAGGGGCAUACCGGGAAGGUUUAUUCACUGGACUGGACUCCUGAAAAGAAUCGCAUUGUUAGUGCAUCUCAAGAUGGGAGGCUAAUAGUGUGGAAUGCUCUCACAAGCCAGAAAACUCAUGCCAUAAAGUUACCUUGUGCAUGGGUCAUGACAUGUGCCUUCUCUCCUACUGGUCAGUCUGUUGUAUGUGGUGGCCUUGAUAGCGUAUGCUCCAUCUUCAAUCUGAAUUCUCCAACUGACAAGGACGGGAACCUACCUGUAUCAAGAAUGCUUAAUGGGCACAAGGGUUAUGUUUCCUGUUGCCAGUAUGUUCCAGAUGAAGAUACUCACCUAAUAACAAGUUCUGGUGAUCAUACGUGUGUUUUAUGGGAUAUAACUACCGGCCUGAGAGCUUCUGUUUUUGGAGGUGAAUUCCAAUCUGGGCACACUGCUGACGUGCUGAGUGUCUCUAUCAGUGGAUCAAACUCAAGAAUGUUUGUGUCUGGUUCUUGUGAUGCAACUGCCCGAUUGUGGGACACUCGUGUUGCUAGUCGAGCAGUCCGGACAUUUCAUGGUCAUGAGGGAGAUGUUAAUGUUGUGAAGUUCUUCCCAGAUGGAAAUAGAUUUGGAACUGGUGCAGAUGAUGGAACUUGCAGGUUAUUUGACAUUAGGACUGGGCACCAGCUCCAAGUAUACUAUCAGCAGCAUGGUGAUAAUGAUGUCCCCCCUGUGACUUCCAUAGCUUUCUCCAUAUCAGGCCGGCUUCUCUUUGUCGGGUACUCCAAUGGCGAUUGCUAUGUAUGGGACACUUUACUGGCAAAGGUGGUUUUGAACUUGGGAUCUCUUCAAAACUCACAUGAAAGUAGGAUCAGCUGCUUGGGUUUGUCAGCUGAUGGGAGUGCCUUAUGCACAGGAAGUUGGGAUACAAAUUUGAAGAUUUGGGCUUUUGGUGGGCAUAGGCGAGUGCUGUGAGUAGUUGUGGUCUAAAGAAGGUUCAUCUGAGUUGCCUUGGCAUUACAGACCCAUGGUAGUUCUUGUCUUCCCUUUUUAUUAUUAUUAUUAUUAUUAUUAUUAUUAUUAUGUUUUUUCUUGUAAAACCUUUUGUAUCUUAUUAAGGUGACUCUGUUUUCAGAAA
Camellia sinensis is the source of this 1518-nucleotide messenger RNA. Its product is annotated as guanine nucleotide-binding protein subunit beta-2. Gene Ontology annotation, biological process: signal transduction. The record is from RefSeq and is a predicted model, not a curated record. NCBI's taxonomy places the organism in Eukaryota, Viridiplantae, Streptophyta, Magnoliopsida, Ericales, Theaceae. Gene Ontology annotation, molecular function: protein binding.